GCAGCCCAACCCAACCCCACCAAAACCCGCACCACCCCCCAUCAUCCGCUCCACCCCCCCGCAGUCUGGUCUCCCCACCUGGUCAAACCACUCCCCCCCACCCCCACCACCAUGCCUCCCUCGCCGCCUCCCCUCCUCCUCCUCCUCGCGGUCCUCCUCGCAGCCGCGCCGGCGGCGGCGCAGUCGGCGACGCCCCGGGAGGACGACGUGCGGUGCCUCAAGGAGGUGAAGGCCGAGCUCCGGGACCCGGACGGGCGCCUCUCGGCGUGGAGCUUCGGCAACACCUCGGCGGGAGCCCUGUGCCUGCUGUCGGGGGUGUCGUGCUGGAACCCGCAGGAGUCGCGCAUCAUCGGCCUCUCGCUCUCCGGGUUCGGCCUCCAGGGCGGGAUCCCCUCCGCGCUGCAGUUCUGCAGCGCCGCCACCACGCUCGACCUCUCCAACAACGCGCUGGUGGGGGUUAUCCCGCCCGCGCUCUGCGACUGGAUCCCGUUCGUCGUCAACCUCGACCUCUCCGGGAACCAGCUCUCCGGCCAGCUCCCCAGCGAGCUCGCCAACUGCCGCUUCCUCAACUCGCUCAAGCUCUCCGGCAACUCCUUCUCCGGCCAGAUCCCCGACUCCCUCGGCCGCCUCGACCGCCUCAAGUCGCUCGACCUCUCCGACAACAGGCUCGACGGCCAGAUCCCGCCCCAGCUCGCCACGUUCGGGAAGGACUCCUUCGCCGGUAACAAGGGCCUGUGCGGCCGCCCCGUGUCCUCGCGAUGCGGCCGCGCGCUGAGCGGCGCGGGCCUCGGCAUCGUCAUCGCCGCGGGGGUGUUCGGAGCCGCCGCGUCGCUGCUCCUCGCCUUCUUCUUCUGGCGUUGCACCGGGAAGAGCAAGGGCGGUCGCCGCCGCCGCCGCGGAGGGAGCGAGUCCGGCGGCGGCUCCGCGGAGGACGGGAGCUGGUGGGCGGAGCGGCUGCGGGCGGCGCACAACCGGCUGGCGCCCGUCUCGCUGUUCCAGAAGCCGAUCGUCAAGGUCAAGCUCGCCGACCUGAUGGCGGCCACCCAGGACUUCAGCACGAGCCACAUCGUGGUGGCCGGGAGCUCGCGGGCGGGGACGGCGUACCGAGCCGUGCUGCGCGACGGCUCCGCUCUGACGGUGAAGCGGCUCCACUCGUGCCCGUUGUCGGAGAAGGCGUUCCGGGCAGAGAUGGGACGGGUUGGGCAGCUGCGGCACCCUAACAUCGUGCCGCUGCUGGGGUUCUGUGUCGUUGAGGAUGAGCGGCUGCUUGUGUACAAGCAUAUGGAGAGUGGAGCUCUUUCUUCGGUGAUGAAGGAGCCAGGGGAGGCACCGCUGGAUUGGGCGACACGGCUUCGGAUUGCUGUCGGGGCGGCACGCGGUCUUGCUUGGCUGCACCAUGGGUUCCAAGUUCCGCAAAUUCACCAGAAUUUGAGCUCAAGUGCAGUGCUUCUGGAUGAGGACUAUGAAGCUCGGUUCACAGAUGUUGGGCUUACAAGGCUGGUCCGAAUGGCACCAGGCGAGGGUGGAGAUACAAGCCCCUUCCUGAAUGGGGACUUCGGGGAGUAUGGGUAUGUCGCCCCAGAGUGUGCUAGCAAUCCAGUUGCUACCAUGAAGGGUGAUGUGUAUGCAUUUGGUGUGAUACUGCUCGAGCUCGUGAGUGGGCAGGAGGCUGCCACUGUAACGGGUGAUGCGGCAGGUGAAGGAUUCAAGGGGACAUUGGUGGAUUGGGUAAAUCAGCUUAAGGCCUCCGGCCGGAUCGGUGAUGCUGUUCAUAAAUCAUUGCGUGGGAAUGGCCAUGAUUCAGAGAUUGAUGAGUUUGUGAAGAUAGCUUUUGCGUGUAUCAUGGUUCACCCGAGGGAGAGGUUCUCAAUGUACCGGGUUUACCACUCUCUGAAGAGCAUUGGACAGGGUCGUGAUGUCUCAGAGCAAUUUGAUGAGUUCCCGCUGGCCUAUAACAAGGAUGAAUCAGAUACCAUGUAACUAAUGGUGGUGGUCUUGCUUGGGAUUGUGAACCGCCCUCGGUCAGGCUCAAUGGAUGCUUCUUUGUGUAGUCCUGCUACUUGAAUUGAUGAAGAGCAUGCUGAGGCAACCAUAUUGGCAUGAUAAUUAUUGCUGGAUGAUCAAUUCGAUGCUUGCCUCAUCUCCUGUCGAGAUAAUCGUGUAAGCUGUAAGAUUUUAGUCUGUAUUGUCUUUUUACAUUAUUGCUAGCGCUUGUAGUAUCUCGCUUUAUGCCUAAAUUCUGAUAUGACCUUCCUUCUUGGAACAACUUGCCUCCUUCCCCAAUCUCCUAAGAACAAUAUUGGCAGUGAACAAAAUUAAUCUUGACCAAUUUAUCUAAAGUUUACAGGAAUGUUUCGCUCUGUCAUGUACUCAUGUCCUUGAAACCUUUUUCAAGUAGCAUGUUAUAUCAUUUGCCAUCUUCUCUUUGUGAAUUUUCUUGAUGAUACCAUGUACCUUAUUCACAUCCACUUAAACAAUGCUGUAUAAACAUGAUUUAUCAUAGUUACUAUUAA
Messenger RNA from Oryza sativa Japonica Group (Japanese rice), 2513 nucleotides. Its product is annotated as probable inactive receptor kinase At1g27190. NCBI's taxonomy places the organism in Eukaryota, Viridiplantae, Streptophyta, Magnoliopsida, Poales, Poaceae. Gene Ontology annotation, molecular function: protein binding; protein kinase activity; ATP binding. The record is from RefSeq and is a predicted model, not a curated record. Gene Ontology annotation, biological process: protein phosphorylation.